UACAGUUUAAGACACAAGAAUAUACAUCUAAAACCUUAUUUUCAAGUUUCAAUUGCUAUGCAGCUGAAGCAAUUGUUUUGUUGUGGAGGUCGUACAGAUAUGUAAUAGAUAAGCCACACUGGUAUCUAUUGGUCUGAGAGCUAGCUAGACAGGAAAGAAUAUAUAUCCAAAACCUUCCUCCAAGUUUCAAUGGCUUCUUCGUCAACCCCUAAUUCAUCUUCUAAAAAGUACCCAUUCCCAUUAGGGAUCAAAGUGACAGACAUUUUCUCUUUCAAACUCUCUGGAGAGAAUUACGUUACGUGGAAGCCGCUGAUGAUUGGUCUGAUCAAGAGUCAAGGAUUAAUUGGUUUCAUCAAUGGUGAAGUUUCCGCACCACCUAAAAGAAAAGAGAUCCCCUGGGAGUACGGUUUCAUCCCCGAGUACCCCCGCAGAACAAUAGAGAUCGAGAACCCGGAUUACGAGGCUUGGGAAAGAACAGAUGCUCUGCUGCGAAGCUGGAUUUUGGGGACGGUCAGUGAAGAUUUGCUUCCAAACUUGGUGAGAUUGGAAACUGUCAAAGACAUGUGGACUAUCUUAGAGGAGGUCUUAACUCCCAAAGAAACUACAAUCAGCUGGAACGAGAUUGCUUAUCGAAGACAUUUGGACCCACUGACGAAGGCUGCAAGGGAAGGUGACUGGAGGAGUGCGAGAGGGUUUCUGAGAAGAGAAUAUCAUGAGCUCAGCUACCCCAUCUUUGCUCUACUGAACCUAGCAAUCGUGUUUAAGACGGAAAUCCAUUUCGUGGAGAAAGUGUUGGAGAUCGCGCCACGAGAUGCUUUGAUACGAUCUGAUAGUGAGGGCUUCACAGCUCUACACUAUGCUGCAAUGGCUGAUCACAUCGAGGCAGCAAAGUUGUUGGUGGAAAAGAACCCAAUAUUGCCCAAUCAUACCAACAAUAAACAUUUAUUACCUGUGCACUAUGCUGCUAUGUCAGGCCGAAGGAGGACGUUUCUUUACUUAUGGGAUCGAACCAACAAAGAUAUGGCACUCGAGGAUGACCGUGGUGCUAUUCUUAUUAACGGUCUAAUACUUGGCAAUAACUAUGAUAUAGCUCUAUCGAUGAUUAAUAGCAACCCCGAGUUAGCAUGGAUAGCAAGCGACCCGGCACUGAAAGCAAUCACUCUCAGAAAAUCUUCAUUUCGAAGUGGAGCGCACUUAAAUUUGUGGCAACGCUUCAUCUACUCUUAUGCCCCCCCAAAGAUGGAAGACUCAGCCUAUCCAAGUAGUCUUCGAGGAGACAAUGAGAAUCCAGUCAAUAGCUUCGCUUCUUUUCUGGCUUAUGUGAAGCAAAAGUUGAAUGGUGUAUUUUGGAAACUCACUGAAAUGUUCGUGCCACAGAUGAAGUACAUUAGAGAGAUAAAAAGAGAACAUACUCAAGCACGUCAGCUCGUCAAACAUCUGUGCCAGAAUAUUGAGAUGUUAGGCCCUUUUCGAGCAGAGAAUAUAUUAGAACAAUCCUUAAUAGCUGCAGCCAAAGUUGGGAUUUCUGAAGUUGUUGAAGAGAUUUUUGCAAUAUUUCCUGAAGCUUCCAAUUUUACAAAUGUGAAAGGACAAAACUGGUUCCAUAUUGCAAUUUUGAACCGCCAUGAAAACGUAUUUAACCUUAUUUAUCAAGUCCGUGAUCACAUGAGAGAUAAAGUUUUAUUCAUGGAUUUAUUCAAUACGUCCUAUCUAGAUUUGGUCGCAUGUUUGAAAAGUGAGCAAAUAAUCAAUAUUAGAGCUGGUGCAGCCAGUGCAGCUAUACAAAUGCAGCGGGAAUUGCUGUGGUACGAGGAAGUCGAAAAGUUGACAUUUAAAUUGUUCAGAGGCCCCUCAAAUUAUGAAAUAGCAUCGCGAAGAAUGGUCUUUAGUGAGACACACGAGCAGCUGAUCAAAGAAGGUGAGGUAUGGAUGAAACACACGGCCAAUUCAUGCAUAAUUGUAACAAUUCUCAUUAUCACUAUAGUGUUUGCAGCCGCCAUCACAGUACCCGGCGGAAACAAUAGCGACGGCCAUCCAAUUUUCUACAAAAAUAAAGCUUUUUUAACCUUUGGUAUAUCAGAUGCAGUUGCUUUUUUCUCAUCUACUUCUUCUCUACUGACGUUCUUGUCAAUCCUUACUUCGCGCUACACUGAAGAAAAUUUUCUCAAAGUCUUACCAAGGAGAUUAAUUAUUGGUUUGAUAACCCUGUUCAUCUCCAUAAUAUCCAUGGUUAUAGCCUUUGGUGCCAUCCUCUAUCUUGUGUUUGGAGAUAGGAAACCAUGGAUUCUUGCCCCUAUUACCGCACUAGCCUGUGUACCUGGGAUCCGGUUUGUGUCAUCGCAAUUUCCUCUUCUUUUUGACAUGGUCAAAUAUACCUAUCGCAUUGGCGUUUUUUGUAAGCAGAGUGAUUGUAAACUCUUCGUAAUAUAAUAGAGAAGGGAAAUAAUUUAAAAACUUGUAUGUCUGCCAAUUUGAAUCAAUCAAUUUGAUUGAAUUAAAUUGACAUUUUGUUCGCAGUGAGAAUUCAUAAAUGUUGUAUGUUAGAAAGCUUUGGCACAUUGCUGUUAUUAAUGCUACAAUAAAUAAUUUGAAGCCACGUUUGGA
Molecule: messenger RNA, 2604 nt
Organism: Cornus florida
Lineage: Eukaryota; Viridiplantae; Streptophyta; Magnoliopsida; Cornales; Cornaceae
Exons: 7
Coding region: 190-2430 (746 amino acids)
Molecular function (GO): protein binding
Source: RefSeq, a predicted model, not a curated record